Messenger RNA from Charadrius vociferus (killdeer), 1233 nucleotides. RefSeq names its product pleckstrin (gene PLEK). The record is from RefSeq and is a predicted model, not a curated record. Bases 56 to 1117 code for a protein of 353 amino acids. Gene Ontology annotation, cellular component: plasma membrane. The transcript is spliced from 9 exons. NCBI's taxonomy places the organism in Eukaryota, Metazoa, Chordata, Aves, Charadriiformes, Charadriidae. Gene Ontology annotation, biological process: actin cytoskeleton organization; intracellular signal transduction.
CCAGAGGAACUUAACUGCCAGCGCUGAUAGACCCAAGAGCAGGAUUGCCUGAGACAUGGAACGAGAACCGAUGCGCAUAAGGGAGGGCUACUUGGUUAAGAAGGGCAGCAUGUUUAAUACCUGGAAGCCGAUGUGGGUCGUGCUCUUAGAAGAUGGAAUCGAAUUCUACAAGAGGAAGGCUGACAGCAGCCCCAAAGGGAUGGUGCCACUAAAAGGAAGCUCUAUUCACAGCCCAUGCCAGGAUUUUGGCAAAAGAAUGUUCGUCUUCAAGCUCACUGCAGCCAAGCAGCAGGACCACUUUUUUCAAGCUGCCUACCUGGAGGAGAGAGAUGCUUGGGUCCGGGAUAUAAAGAAAGCAAUUCAUUGCAUAGAUGGAGGACAAAGGUUUGCCAGAAAAUCCACAAGAAAGUCUAUCAGACUGCCUGAAACAAUCAACCUGAGUGCUUUGUAUCUCUCAAUGAAAGAUCCUGAAAAGGGAAUAAAGGAGUUGAAGCUGGAAAAAGAUAAGAAAGUGUUCAAUCACUGCUUUACAGGCUCCUGUGUGAUUGACUGGCUGGUGUCUAGCAACUCCAUCCGAAAUCGCAAAGAAGGUCUCAUGCUUGCCUCUUCCCUCUUGAGUGAAGGCUACCUACAGCCCGCAGGGGAUACAUCCAAGGCUGCUGCCGAGGGACUGUCGGACACCCCCUUCUUAGAUCUCAGUGAUGCCUUCUAUUACUUCCCAGACAGUGGGUUUUUCUGCGAGGGAAAUUCUAGUGAUGAUGAUGUGGUCCUGAAAGAAGAAUUCAGAGGCAUAGUAGUCAAACAAGGAUGUUUGCUGAAACAGGGACAUCGGAGGAAGAACUGGAAAGUGAGAAAGUUUGUUUUGAGAGACGACCCUGCAUAUCUUCACUACUAUGAUCCUGCUGGAGGGGAAGAACCGCUAGGAGCAAUUCACUUGAGAGGCUCCGUGGUGACAGCGGUGGAAGAUAUGCCAGACUCCAAGAAGUAUGAUGUUGACAACAUCCUCUUUGAAAUCAUCACAGCAGAUGAAAUCCACUAUUACUUGCAAGCAGCCUCAUCCGCAGAGCGUACCGAGUGGAUCAAAGCCAUUCAAGCAGUUGCUAGGACUGGAAAAUGAAGAUGAUCUGCCAGGCAGAAGACAGCCAGCUGAAAUUAGUUACUCAAAACAAAACAGGAAUUGUAGCAUUUCACUGAGAGAAAGCAGUAUCAUCCAGAAAGGCAUCCUAAGGCUUG